AUGCGACGAUCUGAUAAUAUUCAGUUAACUGAGAAGGAGAUCAAUGAUUUCAUUGGUCGUAAUGAUGAUGAAGAUGAGGAUAGCGGCAGCGAUUGGGAUGAUAUAGGCGAGACUGACUUAUCAAGUGUGCUAUCUAAUCCAACAGCUCUUCCAAAAGAGGACAAAACAGGAAAGUCUUCUCAUGAAAUUGUCUGUUCAUCUGAUCACAAAGCUGCUGCUAAAUGCGUUAAAGAUGUUGGUGUCAAUGAACUAUUUGAACCAGUUCCAUCAAAUUUGAUAUUGAAUGAAAAGAAAAGCAAUUCGAAUAUUCGUGACCUGUUCGGUGUGGACAAUCUGAGUGAUGAUGGUGUCGACGAUGAUAAUAGUGACGAAGAUGAUUUCAAUGAAUUGGUGGGGAUUGAAGACGAUGAAGGGAAGGACUAUGGACUUUCAGAGAAUGGAGCCAGUAUACAAAAAUGCUUAACUGUUAAACAGCGUUUGGAAAAAGACAAAUUAAUUGAACAGCAUGUUAAUAAAGUGAUUCAACUUGAAGAGGCGGAGAAACAGCUGAAGACAACUUUGUCGGGUAGCUCUGGUAGUAAUCCUAACAAGUCUGUUAGUACUGUGUUGGCAGCAUGUGCUUUACGACGUAAAGAAGCAAUUAACUCGCUGAACAAUGCUGCGUUUACUCCUUUUGGAAAUAAGAGUCCUGUCGUUCCGACUAAAUCCACGGCUAUUACACCUGUCUCAAAUAAUUUUGAUAAUCAUUCCUCUACAGGUGAUAAAGACUGUUGGCUUGCAGUGCCUACAAGACUACGAGUUUAUCGAGCUCGGAUUUCUUCUGAACUAUGGACCAGCAGAACGUCAGACCGUGAAGUGCUCACUCUACCUCAGUAUAUUCAACGCCAUCGUAGUCAUCAAUCAGUGAGUAAAUCUCAGAAACCAUUUUGCAGUGAAGCAGUUGUAGUUGGCGUUAUCGGAUCGAAAUUGCCCCCUCGUCGUUCUCGCAAUGAUCGUGUGUAUUCUGUCUGGUGCCUGAGUGAUUUGGAACAAGUCGGUCCGGGAUCAGCAUCGGGCUGUGUAAAACUGUUUCUUUUUGGGAAUUGUCACGAAAAGUUAUGGAAGGAAACUGAAGGUAGUGUAGUUGCUGUCCUGAAUCCUCGUUCACUUGCCUCCGGUUUGACAUUUACAGAUGAGAAAGAUGUUGGUAUUACACUGGACUCACCGUUGCAUGUUAUGAUUCUUGGUGAAUCUCCUGAUUAUGGGAUUUGCAGUGCAACAACAAAAUCUGGUCAAUCGUGUUUUCAUGUUAUUAACAAAACGAUUUGUCGUUAUUGUGAAUUUCAUGUGAAAAAGGCCUACAUAGAAGCAAGUUCAUCUCGACCAGGUUUUGUGAGUGCAAGUUUACCUGGAUUUAGCGGAAGAUCCCGACGGUCACAAUAUUCUGGUGAUCACCCACAUGGCACUUCUGAACCUGGUGUAUAUACCCUUCCAAUUAAUACAAAUUUCUUACUGGAUAAUGGUCAUAGAUCUGUUGUACCUUCAGCCAGAGUUAAACUGAGCGUGGCUAAACUUACAGCCGCUGGCUAUCAAUUCGAUGCAUCAACUGGAUUGGGUGGACAUGGUAAAACACCUACAACGCCAAAAUCAUCGUCUUCAUCUUCUCGUCCUUCUGUAAGCAGUAAUCAAACUACCGAUUCCAAUGGAGAUUAUGAUCGCAGCAUACCAAAGGAUUGUGCAACUGUUGUCGUCAAUGAGACCAUCAGUAAUAGCACGAAGGAUAGUGUCAAGGAGAAGAGUUUGCCUAAGUCUAGUGAAACACCAGCCGAACUGAACGAAGCUGAAAGCAAGCUUGUUUCCGCUUUACGUCGGCCUUCCGCUGGCUCUCUGAACCUAUUAAAACAUUUGGAGCAUGAGAACGAAACUGAUAGUACUGGCAGUGUUUCUAGAGUAUCUACUAGGAAGACGAACAGUAAACAGCCUUUAGUCAGUAUUCGGAAACCCAACACACAAUCUAGUUCAUCUUCUGUAACAUUUGCCAAGUUCUUCUCUUCAGUGAACGAGAAGCGUCGAAAUUCAACAUCAUUACCUAAUCCUAUUAAGCCUAUGUUAGGCAAUCCAUCACAAACGUUUAUCGAUUUAGGCCCUAUGCCAUCGACUAGUACUCAGUCAUCUUUAUGUCAGUCAACAUGCAUUACAGACGCUGCACGUCUACGUGCUACUGCUCUGGUUAAUUCACAUGGAGGUGUAGAUGAGAUGUUAAAAAAUGAAACGCUUAAACGAAAAGCAGAUAUUUUGAAGUCAUCAUCUUAUAAAACAUCAUCACCUUUAUCAGAAAUCCUUGAUAAUAAUCCUUCGAAACGUCCAAAGUUAUCGUUAUCCUCAUCUGAUAUAACCGGUAAUAAUAAAUCAGCAUGCUCUCCUCAUCAAACGGUAGAAAAGUCAUUAAAACAGAUUCGGGCCAAUAAGUUGGCUGAAUUAGCUAAACAAAUUAAUCAAGGUUCAGCUCAUAAACAUUUGGUCAAUGAUCUUGAAAAUCAAACUGAACAAAUUCGUUUGGAUAAUUUAGAAAGACGUGAUGAAUUUGAAGAGAAACUGGUGAAUCAAGAUAAGGAGGCUUGUACAUAUGUGAUAUGUGAGACUUGUAAAUAUCGUGCUUUCAAAGCAGCUCCUGAUUGCCGUACUAGUAACCAUCAGCUAAAAUAUCUGAAAGGUUUUAAACGAUAUUUCAGUUGUCGUCACUGUUCAAAGAGAACAGUAUCUUUAGAUCGUUAUCCUACAAAUUCAUGCCAGUAUUGUGGUGAAUCACUGUUUGAGAAAACAGGCGUAAUGAAGGAACGCAAAGGUGCACCUCUACCACAUGAACAGCUUUUACCUCGUGGAAUUGAAGAAAAGUUUCUCGGUUAA
This is a messenger RNA of Trichobilharzia szidati, 2886 nucleotides long. The record is from the annotation of a GenBank genome assembly. Lineage: Eukaryota; Metazoa; Platyhelminthes; Trematoda; Strigeidida; Schistosomatidae.